Messenger RNA from Nilaparvata lugens (brown planthopper), 6738 nucleotides. RefSeq lists its product as uncharacterized. The record is from RefSeq and is a predicted model, not a curated record. Bases 316 to 6738 code for a protein of 2140 amino acids. The transcript is spliced from 20 exons. NCBI's taxonomy places the organism in Eukaryota, Metazoa, Arthropoda, Insecta, Hemiptera, Delphacidae.
GAAAAUAAACAACUCAACACUCAAUGAAGAAGAAGAUGUGAAGCGGGGAAGAUCCAAAAAUAAAUACACACACGAGUUUAUUUUCGAUUUCUUUGGUCGUAUAGUAUUAGUUAGAAUUGAAUAUAGGAUUCGGUAACGAUCUUUUGUUUAAAAAAACUAAUAACACAUUAAAAAAAUCAGUUAUCCGCGUUGAAAUGAUUAAAAUCUGUUGUGAAUGUAGGUCUUUAUUUGUGCUUUGUGAUUUGAAUAUGCAACAAAUUUAUACAUCUAAUUCUAUUACUAAAAUGUCAGUUGGAAAGAAAUACUGUUGAAAAAAUGGAUGACAAACAAAGUUCUGCUGAUCAUUUCUCCAGUAAGUUGAAGCAAUAUGAAAAUUGGAAAUCGAAGGACAGAUGUAAGGUUGAUUGUGGAAAUUCAAAUGAAAAUAAAGACUUGGGGAAUUUUUCAUCCAUGCACCAUGAAGCUACCACUGGAUUUGAUGGAAGCGAUCUCUUGGUGGCAGAGGGAAUUGCUGCUCAGCAAAAACGAAGCGCCUUGCCAUCAAAAGCAAAACCUCCUAAACAUCAUGAAGAACCACCGGGAUCUUGUCUGAUACCAAGAGAACGUAUUAAAGCAUUAGAAGAUGAAUUGAAAGUGAGAGAUUCGAUAAUAAGUGUGAUUCUGAAGGAGAUUGGUGAAGGUGAAACGUCUGUUGAUGCGUCUGUUGGUCCAAUUAAUAGUUCACUUCAAAUGAUGGAUGAUCAACAGUUCCCUUCCGUUUACUCUCCCAAGUUACAAAAUGUUAUUCAAUUACUGAGGAGAAAUGGAUGGGAUUCAGUAAACUUCAACCAGUUCCAAGGUCAAUCAGACAUUCCUGAUCUCAACGAAUUAAAGUUUUCUGAAAUGGAAUCGCUGUUGAAAGAAAAGGAACACACCAUCAGAGAACUCAAUCUCGAACUGGCAAAAAGAGCAGAUACUAUUGCAAAACUCAAAGAAGACUAUAAAAAACAACACAGCAAAUCCUGCGUUGAGAUAAAAAAUCUCAAUUCAAAAAUUGAAAAGCUCAGCAAUGAGCUUCGUAAAAAAGACUUGGAGCUCCAUGAGACUCGAGAAGCACUCACUGCAACCAGGAGUAAGAUGGAAGAAAACUUUCGCAGACAAUUUACGGGCAUCAGUGACUUUCUCAAAGAUCAGCGUGGAAAUGGGGAAAGCUCUUUGAAAUUAUGGCUAGAUGACACAAUCAUGAAAUACGUCGAUUCACAUGAGAAUGAAGUUGCCUGUUACAAAAAACAAAUUGAAACUUUACAAAACUACAUGAAAGAAUAUGAGCUAAGUGAUCAUGAACAUGAAUUGGAGCUGAUGGCAUCCAGAAAAGCUCACGAAGCUCAUGCAAGUGGCUAUAAAGAGCAUGUUGAUUCUUUGCUCAACGAAAUUGAUUCCAUCAAGAAAGAUCAUCUUCAACAGAUUGAAAAGCUUCAGAACGAGAUUGAACGCCACGUUGAAGAAGAAGAAACUCUCAAGAAACAGCACAGUGAUGAUAAUAGGAAACAUCAUGAAAAUGUUUCAGAAUUUCUUAAAACCUACGAUGAUUUAGAGAAAACAUAUUUCAAGUGUAAGGCUGAACUCGAUAAGAGAAAUGAUGCUAUAAAAGUGAUUAAUGAAGAACUUGCAAAAAAGAAUGCCGAAGUUGAAUUACAUCUGAACGAGAUUCAUAAAUAUAAGUCUAUUGUUGAAUCAUUCAAGAGGGAAACUCAAAACAGCUCCCAACACUUUGAAAAUGAUCGUAAACAGCUAGAGACAAAGUAUAAGGCUGAAAUAGAUUCUCUACAUGAAAAAGCGGAUCUUCAUAAGAGAGAAGCGGAUCAUUUAAGGUCGGAUGUUAAUAAUUUAUUAGAAAUUGCAAAAUGUCCAAUGGAGGAGCUGAAAGAUAUAAUUCGUGACCACCAAUUUUGUGAACAUUACAUUCGUGAAAUAAAUGGCAAAUCAAAAUCGUCUGAAAUGGAGAUGGAAAAAAUCAAACAAGAAUUGAUACAAUCAAAAAAAUGUCACGAGGAUGAUGUUGCUACCUACAAAAAUCAGAUUUUAAAUCUGAAAGAAGAACUUGGGAGUAUGGCUUCUUUUGAAGAACGCCUCUUUAUGGAGUUAUCAAAUCAUAUUCGAUUGAGAGACGACUUCAGAUCACUAUUCAAACCAAUCGAAAUGGAAGCGAUUCGCCUUGAUAAUAAAAGUUGUGAUUUUUCAAAUUUCAAAUUCUCAUCGUCUGGAGACCAGAACUUCAAUGUAUUAUCCGAUCACUGGAGUGAAAGUGCAGAAAGUGAUGAUGCAAGCAGUGUGAGUAAACGCAAGUGCAACAUUGGUGUUCAACCUCAUUCAAGUAGCAAUGUUGAAAAAAAUCUUCUUAGACAAGCUUUAGUUUCUGAGUUACAUAAAGAAAUGGAAUGCAGAAAAUUGGAGCUUUAUGAAAAGAAUAAACAGAUAGAAUGCUUUACAAAAGCAAACAAUGACUUGAAUGAACACUGUAAAUCAUUAGAAGCCAAGUAUGAAGAGUUGAAAGAUUUCACAGAAGAGAAAAUCGAAGAAAUAGAAGGUUUAAAUAACUCAAAUAAAGAGCUGUCAUAUAGAUUAGAGCAGUUAGAAUCUGAAAAUGUACACCUAAAAUCGAAAAUGGAGGCUGUAAGCGAUGAGCUGUCUAAUAGGAAAGCCGAAUUAGACAAUAUUACGGACCUUUUCGAUUUCAACUCUGAUGAUUCAGGUAAGAGAACUCAUUCAUUCCAGAUGAAAAGGCUGUUCAGGAAUGUUCCAUCUUCCACUCCUAAUGUUGUGGCUGCAACUGCUCUAGCCAAAUUCGAUAAAUCCAAAUCAAACAGUCAUGUCAAGGUGAUUGAUAUGAUUGUCGAACAGAUCAGCCAUUUCCAUGAUUUGGAGGAGGAAAAUGAAAAAUUGAAGAGAAAUGUUGAAAAAAUGACUUGUGACAUGAAAGAGGACGAUUAUCUCACCCAAGUGCUUAAAAAUGAAUUGCUGUCAUUCCAAGAGAAAACGCAAAACUUGGAGAAGCGACUCAACCUCCUGGAAUGUGAAAAGAAGAAUCUAUUCAAGUUUGAAAAAAUGGUUGAACAUCUUUCAGCUAAAAAUAAACAGUUACAGGAAACCCAAGAUGCCUUACAGAAUAGGAUUGCUCAAUUGGAGGAAGAAAACAGUGUAUUGGAAAGAAAAUGUAAUGAAUUGAAGAUAAAAUUCACUCUGGACUCCGCCCAUGAUGAUGAUACAGGCUGUGAGAUUUUGGAAAAUUUAAUACUGGAUUUCAGUAAGAAGGCGGAAGAAGCUUUGAGCUUGAAGGAAGAGUUGUCUGUUAAACAGGAAAGUAUCAAUAAACUCGAGAACGAAUUGGAUGGGUUUAGAGAAUCCAAAAUCAACAUGCAGAUGAAUAUUGAUAUUUUAAUGAGUGAUUUAUUGGAAAGUGAAGAAAAACUGACCUUGCUUAAACAAAACAGGAUGGAUAUUGGUGUGGAGAAGAGAAUGCUCGAACAAAAACUAGUUUCUUUGCAAGUAAAGUACGAUCAGCUGGUGAAUGAGUCACAAAGACAGGCUGAGAUGAGUUUAGAGUACAAUAGUGUUUCGAACCAGUCGUCAACCGAGUUGUCCUGCAAAAAGCAACUUUUGCAAACGAGAUCGUUGUGCUCAGGGGAUUGGCAUGACAAUGGAAAUGUUGAGUUUGCUCUUUCAUCAUUGAUCAGCUUGGAGCAAGAAAAAGAAUUCCUGAAACAGAAAAUGAGAAUGUUCGAACAGUUCUUGCAUCAGUUCUUGGAUAGUGGCUGUGAUAGAAAUGAACUGGAAAAUUUGAAGAGUAAUUUGAGAGAUAUGUAUGAACAACUGGAGGUGAACUUUAGUAAUUUCAGCUUAAAAUCAAACAGCUUGAAAGAGUCCAAUUUCGAUCAAUUGAUAACAAAAUUUGAGAGUUUGGAAAAACAAUAUAAGGAUACUUGUACGGUUCUCAAUUCAGAGAAAGAAGAACUGCAAAAACAUGUCAAUGAUCUUCAAAAUGAACUUGAAAAAAUGCAGGAGGAAAUGAAAUUAUUCAAAAUGAACUCUGAGAAAGAGCUGUUUGAUAAAGAUCUUAAAAUUCGCCAAGCUCAGUUAGGUCUGAAAGCUCUACAGAUGGAUAAUUUUGCAGCAUCUUAUGGACUAGCUUGCAAAUCUGAUUCGAAAAUCGAUAUUAGUAAGCAGUACCAGAAGGAAAUGGAAAAAAUUCACGAACUGGCAUUAUCAAAGCUCAAAACCGUUUAUCUCAACCAAAUCGAAGAGAACAAUGAAAAGGCUGAACAAAGAGAAAAAGACAUCGCAGAAAAAUACCAAAAACAGAUAGAGGCCUUACAACAGGACCUUAAGGAGAAGACGUUGCACCAUCAUGAAAUGAAAACUAAAUAUUUAGAAAGUAUGUUGAAUUCACCUGCUAAUAAUGAUUUGAAGACCCUGGCUGAAAUGAAGACAGAACACAACUCACACAUAGAAGAAAUCAAAACACUUCUAAAGGAAGAAUGCGAGAGGGAGAAGGCAGUACUAAAAUGCAACAUAGAGGCGCAGCUAAAAGAAGAGUACAAAACCAAAGUGAAGAAUCUUGAAAAAGAGUAUAAGAAUAACUUGAAUACGUUGCAAUGGAUUAUUGGAUGUGAGGAAAGUGGACAUAACGUAGAGUCAAGGAGUGUAGUGCUUUUCAACAGGCUCUUGAGACUUGUCAACUGGGAGUACAAGAAACAAUUGGAGAACCUAUCAGAAGCAUGGAAUUCCAAGUAUAGUGAAUACAUAUCAAAUGUGAAUAAGAAACUUUCCGAAGUUGAUAUUGUAGCUCCAAAAUAUACUGCUGAUUCAGAUGAGAUUGAUUUGGAUGUUACUGGUAAAAAUGACCUUGAAAAGGCACUCUCCUUGAAAGAAAAGCUCAUCAAGAGUUGCGAAGAGUUCUAUACAUUCCUGCUGGAAUUCCACAAGUCAUCGUUAGAAAAUGUUAUGACAAAUUUAAAAGAUGCCCAUAAUGAAGUCACUUCAAGAGUAGAUGAAAUGAGAUUGGAGCUAGAGAAAGGCUGUCUCAUUGCUUCUCUGAACAAUAAAAUCGAUGAAUUGGAGAAAGAAAACGAAGAAUUGAAGUGUCAGUUGAAAUCAGCUAUUGGCUUGCUGUCCAACGAUCAUGGAACGGAGUCAGUCAAUGUUACCAAUCUAUUGAAGGAUUCCAGCAUUGUGGGCGAUUACAUGGAUCAUACGUCUCUCAUUGAUGUGGAAGCAAAAGUUGAAGAAAGGUUAAAGAAACAGUAUGAAGAGCAAUUUGUAAAGCAACGAAAGUAUUUCGAGAACCUGGUUGCUGAGCUCGGCAAAAACUAUUCUGAUGGCAUUAUGAUCCAACAUAGUUGUAGGUUAUCUGGCUGUAGCACGAAUUCAGGAAGUGACUCAAAUUAUGACUUGAAUAAUGUCGGAACUAAUAGUUUAACAUCUGAAGACAAAGGGUUCAAAACAGAUGCCAAUAAUUCGUUGAAGAUAAUGAAACAGGACGAAAAAAAUCAACUCAAGAGACAUCGAGAUGAUACACUAGCAAGUAAUCAAACAGACUUCCCCUCCAGUCAUAAAGAUAAUACGAGGAACAAUAAUAACUAUGAGGACCAGAUUGCUACGAAAAAGCAAUGCUCCGAGUCUAUUCAAUUCAGUAAUAGUUCUAGUAAACUCUUACAAUCUGGGGACGAAUAUCUAGAACUGGCUCCAGAGGAAACCGUGCAAGACGUCAUUGAAGAGUUUGGUUCGACUUGGAAGGAGCCAGACUGUAAUUUGAUUGAACCGGGAACUGAUAAAAACGACUCUACUCAGUUUGGCUUUGAAUCCAAACUAUUCCAUUUACAAAAUGAGAAAAGAGAGUUGGAGAGGGUUAUUGAAACUCUAUCCAAGCAGAACAACGUUAAUGAAGAUCGGAUAUCAGCUCUGGAAGGAGAAAUUAAUGAGUAUCGAUUAGUGACAAGCAAUAGUUUUUGCAGAAAUUGUAGAGAAGGAAUCAGUACUGAGAACAAACCUUCAAGAGUGAAUAAUUAUUCCUCUAGUAGUUCACAGUAUAUCGAACACACUGAGCCAAAAAUACUUGAAAAGUAUGAAUAUUUGCUCAAAAGUUUACAACAGCGAGUAGAUUUGUUAGCUGAAAAUCUUAGUUUGGAAGCCGUUGUAAAAAAUAUAGUGGACAACGUGAAAACGUCUUAUGAAUCGGAUAUUGAAGUGAUGCAGUUCGAGUAUGAUCGUAGAGCAGCGAUGGAAAAUUCAAAGAGUGGAGAAUUGAUCAGAAAGUUUGAUCAGUGUUUGGCAAAAAUUAAUUGUCAACAUUUUUUCGAGAAAGAGGAAUUGGUAAAAAAGAUGAAUUCAAUCGUGCAAGAUUAUGAAGAUAAAUUACGUGAGAACAAUGAACAUCUUGUCAGACUUAUUGAUUCGCAGAAAAAUCUGGAAGCAAAACAUGAUGAAGAAAUGAAAUUUACAAAACUUGAGUUUGAAAAUUACUUGGUGGAAAUUUUAUCGGACUGUAUCUCCAAAUUCGCUCUACAGAGUUCAGUUAUGGAUAUAGAGGGUUCCAGAGAAGAAUAUGAAUCUGAAUUGAAACAAAGAACAGAUGAUAUCGCUAAGGUGAUCCAAACUGAAUAUGAAAAUAGACUGGAGGAAGAGAGGAGAAUAAUGCUGAAGGAAUUCUGCGAACUUCAAAGAAAUCCACAGGUAUAUUUCAUCAUUCGUAGUGAAGUAUAG